Messenger RNA from Cyprinodon tularosa, 2613 nucleotides. It is a transcript of the gene hyal3, whose product is annotated as hyaluronidase 3. Bases 1186 to 2505 code for a protein of 439 amino acids. The record is from RefSeq and is a predicted model, not a curated record. Gene Ontology annotation, cellular component: acrosomal vesicle. The transcript has 7 exons. NCBI's taxonomy places the organism in Eukaryota, Metazoa, Chordata, Actinopteri, Cyprinodontiformes, Cyprinodontidae. Gene Ontology annotation, biological process: hyaluronan catabolic process; carbohydrate metabolic process. Gene Ontology annotation, molecular function: hyalurononglucosaminidase activity.
CCUGUUAUGACUCCUUUUGCUGUUUUAUUCUCUCCGAUGACUUUUAUCUCUAUCAUAUCUUUUUCCUCUAUGUGUAUAACAUACAACACCUCCUCAUUUUUGCAAAUUAUCAGUAAGUUCCCAUCUCAACUCCGUCACCUAUUCCAGUUCUCCAAUCUUCUUUUUUUAUUUAUCUGGAAAUAAUGUUUUUUUUUAAUUACGCACUAAAUCACUAAUUGGGCCAUAUAUUGAAGCUUUAAAGUACAAUGUUCUCACCUCAAAUGAUCUUAAAACUUACCUUUUUAGAACAAUGGAAACAGAAAAGUGAACUUUUAGUCUAAUACUCUGAGCUCUGUGAGCGCUCCCCUGGAAGUUGCUGCUGCCGCAGUGCAUGCUGGUACAGCUGUCAAUCUGGUCUGAUGCAUGCUCAGGUAAAAUGGAGGGACGAGAACAACACCCAGGGAAUUAUGUCCAUUCUUGGUCUAGUGUUCUUGUGAAUUGAAAAAGUGCUGCAACUGGUGACGUUUCAUGAGCACACGAGAACGCACAAGUAUGCAUAUUGAGAAACAACAUCCAAAUUGUGAAGAAUGUCUUUUUCUGAUUUCUGAUGCCGUCACAUUCAAGUAAAUAAGUUGGAGGAUAACAUGCAAAGCUGUGCUUAUCAAAUGAGAAUGAACUCAUUCUUGUACGUUUUUAUUGACAUGUGUCUUCUGUGUCUUUUACCACACUGAUAGCAUUAAAGCUCUGUCCUAAGUUAAAGAGAAUAUUGGAAAAAUAUAAACCAAUAGGACUUUGCUGUAAACACUAUUGAGAAAUGAUUCAGGGAUCCACCCAGCAGCUCCAUCCAUCUACCAUGCUGCAGAACAUGACUACAGACUCACGUUUUCUCCAUCAGCAUAGCAAAGACAGUAACAGAAAUUUUGAAUGGCUCUCUUAAAGUAUACAUAUAAACACCCAGAAAUAGAUAUUAGAAGUGUAUUUCUCUCUCUGAUCUCAGAGGGAACAUCUGAAUCACCAUGGGUAAGGAACUGCUGCUGCAGCUUCUUCUUCUGUAGUAUGUGCUAAUUAACCAACAACCUGUUUCCUGUUACAAAGCAGAAUGUGAAAUAGUCCAGUGUGGUCAGACGAAUUAAAUACUUGUAGAUCAGUCAACUGUUAGGCUUCCACUUUUCUCUCUGGGAAGGACACACCCUUUGAUGAGAAGCCAUGGAGCUGCCUCACCUUCCUCUCCUCAUCCUCCUCAUCACUCCCUGCUCCUCCCUGUCAGAGAACCUCCCCCUUCCUGCUGUGCCUGCUGCAGGUCCACUCCACUGGGAACAGCCCUUCAUCGUAGUGUGGAACAUGCCCACAGCAAACUGUCACAAACGCCACAACGUCCAGCUGGACCUGAAGGAAUUUGGGAUUGUGGAGAACAACAGGCAGCGCUUCCAAGGAGAGAAAAUGAGCAUCUUCUAUCGGGACCAUCUGGGGAAGUAUCCGUACCUCUCCAACGAUGGCCGAGAGGUGAACGGAGGAAUCCCUCAGCUUGGUGAUCUGGCCUCUCACCUUUCCCUCACAGCUCUGAAGCUGGACGUCCUGCUGCGUCCCAGCUUCUCUGGUCUGGGGGUCAUCGACUGGGAGGAGUGGCAGCCAUUGUGGGAGAGCAACUUUGGAUCGAGGAUAAAGUACCGCAGGCUCUCCAAGCAGCUGGUGAGACAAGAUAGACUGGAUCUGUCUGAGGAAAACGUGACACGGAUGGCUCGGCAGGAGUUUGAGAAGAGUGCUCUGGCUUUUAUGGAGGAGACGCUGAGGCUGGCGACCAGGAGCAGGCCCAAGGGAUUCUGGGGCUUUUAUGGUUUCCCCUCCUGCUUGAAUAAACACAAGAGGAAGACAGAUCAAAGCUACACAGGACGCUGCCACAAGGGAACCAAGCAGAGGAAUGACCGGCUGUCCUGGCUGUGGGCUCAGUCCACAGCUCUCUAUCCCAGCAUUUAUCUGCCGCAGAGGUUGGCAGGGUCCAUAAAUGCAGCUCUGAUGGUCAGACACAGACUGCAGGAGGCUUUGAGAGUGGCUUCAUUGUGGCGUCAUGAGAACAAUAAUAAUCAGGCCACACCUGUCCUUCCGUACACCCGGCUGGCAUUCACACAUUCUCUCAACUUUCUCAACAAGACGGAUUUGGAGCACACGCUUGGAGAGAGCGCCUCACUUGGCACUGCUGGGGUCGUGCUGUGGGGAGAUAUAAAAUUCGCCAAAUCUAAAGAGCAGUGCAUCCUUCUCAGACACUACAUCCACAGUGUCUUGGGCCCCUUUAUACACUCCCUGAGGGCCGACACGCUCCGCUGCAGCCUCCAACUCUGCCACAGUCAUGGCCGCUGUGCCAGGCUAAACCCCAACAGUAGUCACAGGCUUUCAUCAGCAUCCACCUCUGACCCUCAUGAUGAUGCUGACUCCACCAGCAGGAAAUACUACCAGCAGCACUUCAUGUGUCAAUGCUACUCAGGCUGGACUGGGCCCCAGUGUCAGAAGAGUGGACAGAACGAGGGUUGAUGAUGGCUCCUCGUUUAGGGGCGCGGUCAAUAAAUUGCAUAGAAAAGUUAUAAAAAAUGUAAACUAUUUAAAAAUAUUUAAAAUAUAUGCUUGGGUUCGGUUUUUGAA